This is a messenger RNA of Carcharodon carcharias (great white shark), 3197 nucleotides long. RefSeq names its product G elongation factor, mitochondrial 1 (gene gfm1). Gene Ontology annotation, molecular function: translation elongation factor activity; GTP binding; GTPase activity. Lineage: Eukaryota; Metazoa; Chordata; Chondrichthyes; Lamniformes; Lamnidae. The transcript is spliced from 18 exons. Gene Ontology annotation, biological process: mitochondrial translational elongation. Gene Ontology annotation, cellular component: mitochondrion. The record is from RefSeq and is a predicted model, not a curated record. Bases 53 to 2299 code for a protein of 748 amino acids.
UCUGACCUUUCCCAGCGACUGGAGCCGGCGAGGGCGAGAGGAAGCGGCUGCCAUGUAUCUGCUCAAAGCGACCCUGAUAUUGGCUCAGGAGUCGGUGCGGGACGCGGCUUCCCUCAGGGUCCGACAGGUUCUUAAAAACAUCUGUCGGCAAUGUUCAUCUGGAAUCUUACCUAACAAAAUGAUUCGGAAUAUAGGAAUCUCUGCACACAUUGACUCUGGGAAAACCACACUGACAGAAAGAGUUCUAUAUUACACAGGAAGAAUAGCAGAAAUGCAUGAGGUGAAAGGAAAGGAUGGUGUGGGUGCCAUAAUGGAUUCUAUGGAACUGGAGCGACAGCGAGGAAUCACUAUCCAAUCUGCAGCUACAUACACAGUAUGGAAUAAAAGGAAUAUCAAUAUAAUUGAUACACCAGGACAUGUUGAUUUCACAAUAGAGGUGGAGCGUGCACUACGAGUGUUGGAUGGAGCUGUUCUAGUUUUAUGUUCUGUCGGUGGAGUUCAGUGCCAGACAAUGACUGUAAACAGACAGAUGAAGCGUUACAAUGUUCCAUUUCUUACAUUCAUAAAUAAAUUGGACAGAUUGGGAGCUAAUCCUAAUCGAGCUCUUCAACAAAUAAGAUCAAAACUCAACCAUAAUACAGCAUUUGUCCAAAUUCCGAUUGGCCUUGAAGGCAACCUUAAGGGAAUUAUUGACCUCAUAGAGGAACGUGCAAUUUACUUUGAUGGCCAAUUCGGUCAGAAUGUAAAAUAUGAUGACAUUCCUGCUGAGCUACGUACAGAAGCUGCAGAUAGACGUCAGGAGUUGGUUGAGUGCGUAGCCAAUGUGGAUGAACUACUGGGUGAAAUGUUUCUGGAAGAGAAACUCCCUACAGUUGCUGAUUUAAAAGCUGCUAUUAGGAGAACAACUAUCAGCAGGCUAUUCUCACCCAUGUUAGUGGGAAGUGCUCUGAAAAAUAAAGGUGUACAACCACUAUUGGAUGCUAUUCUAGACUAUCUACCGGACCCUAGUGAAGUCCCAAAUUAUGCCACUGUUAAUCAAGAGAAUUCUGAAGACCGAGUUAAAGUUCUAAUGGACCCCAAAAGAGAUGCUUCUCAACCAUUUGUUGGCUUGGCCUUUAAACUGGAGGCAGGCAGAUUUGGACAGUUAACAUACAUUCGAGUUUAUCAGGGUAUGGUGAGAAAGAGUGAAAAUAUCUACAACACACGAACUGGCAAGAAGAUUAGAGUGCAGCGCUUAGUCCGAAUGCAUGCUGGUCAGAUGGAGGAUGUUGAAGAAGUUUAUGCUGGUGAUAUUUGUGCUUUGUUUGGCAUUGAUUGUGCCAGUGGUGAUACAUUUACUUCAAGAACAAGCUGUAAUCUUUCGAUGGAAUCUAUUCAUGUCCCUGAACCUGUGAUAUCAGUAGCAGUAAAACCUGUCAAUAAGAACGAUCUGGAUAAAUUUUCCAAGGGAAUUGGCAGAUUUACACGAGAGGACCCCACUUUUAGGGUUAUUUAUGACUCUGAGAGUAGAGAGACAAUUGUAUCUGGAAUGGGAGAAUUACACUUAGAAAUUUACGCCCAGAGACUAGAAAGAGAAUACAAUUGUCCCUGUGUAAUGGGAAAACCUAAAGUUGCCUUCAGAGAAACCAUUUCUACCUGUGUUCCCUUUGAAUUUACUCACAAGAAGCAGUCUGGUGGUUCAGGCCAGUACGGCAAAGUUAUUGGUGUAUUAGAACCUCUAGACCCUGAAAACUACACCAAGUUAGAAUUUGCUGACAGAACUAUUGGAACAAAUGUACCAAAGCAGUUUAUACCAGCCAUUGAGAAGGGAUUUCUUGAAGCUUGUGAAAAAGGUCCUCUUACAGCUCACAAGAUCUCCGGAGUACGAUUUGUAUUGGAAGAUGGUGCUCAUCACAUAGUAGAUUCCAAUGAAAUCUCUUUCAUCAGAGCUGGAGAGGGUGCCGUCAGACAGGCUAUGGAGAAGACUAGUGUGGUUAUUCUGGAGCCCAUUAUGUCAGUGGAGGUUGUUGCACCAAAUGAGUUUCAGGGAGCUGUUAUUGCUGGAGUUAAUCGUCGACAUGGUGUUAUCACUGGCCAGGAUGGAGCAGAGGGAUACUUUACACUUUAUGCUGAUGUACCACUAAAUGACAUGUUUGGAUAUGCCACAGAACUGCGAUCUUGCACAGAGGGUAAAGGUGAAUACACAAUGGACUACAGCAGAUACCAGCCAUGCCUGCCCAGUGUACAGGAAGAUCUGGUCAAUAAAUACCUAGAAGCAACUGGCCAACUACCAGUUAAAAAGGGAAAAGCCAAGAACUAAAUGCCAUUGUCAGUUGAUUUUUCAAGAAUGUUGGUGUCAUUUUGGGCAUCCUGAUAACUGUUUCAAGAAUGUUAAUACACUUUUGUUGGAAGUGUUUUGUUGGUGACACCUAUGCAUAGGAAUUCCUUAAGAUUAUUCCUUUGAUAAGACUUACAGCAAUCGCUACAUCUCAUGAACUGACAUUUAUCAAACUGUUUAGUUUUUGAAGGAUUUAUCAGGUUACACACUGAGAUUUAUUUCUUCAUAUUGUAGCUCCAAAAGCAACUUUUUUUUUAUUCUUGCAGGUACCUUUUUGAAAAGGGUGUGUUAUAAAUUGCUGAAUAACUGAAAGAAUUGCAUUUUGAUUUUUUUUCUAGGGAAGAGCAAUUCCAACUCUGUCCCCAUUGUACAUUUUUCCUGCUCCAGGCAUCAUUUUUUGAAAUACAAAAUCCAGAAGUGAAGCAUAAAAUAUCCUCCAGUUAUCAUCUGUAUUUUAAUUGAGUACAGAAAUUGUCAGUUAAAUUUCUCUUGGAUCCAGCACUGAUUUUAGAAAUCUGAUCAAUUUUUAAUUUAUAUUUCUGUUAAUUUAAGGGAGUGCUACAUUCAUCAAAAAAAGUUUGGGAAACAACUAUUUUUAAGAAGGGAGAAGAGCCAUGUUUCAGUACAUUGACCUCGUGCCAGUUAGGCAUACAUGUGCUAUUUAUUUAUUUAGAUUAUUUACUAUAUUCUGUUUUAAUCUACAAAAAAAAGUUUCCUUAAAACUAUUUGAUAAAGACUCUGCCCUUUUAAAAAUACUGUCUUAUAAAAGUGGAAUAUUUUUUAUCUGGAGCUGAAAAAUCCAAGUUUCCCAAAAUUUGUGACCCCUAUGCUUUUGUCUUUUGUAAACUGGGAAGAUCUUUAUAAAGUGUGAAUCUUUGUU